UGCUACUCUAAGUCCCGUCGUCGAGUUCUGCCUGCAAGCUCAAGCCGCGAUAGCCUCGCGAGGCUCGAAGCGUUGAUUUUUGCAUUUUAGACUUUUCGAGACCCCUACGAGUUCUAUCCAAGCCAUUAUGGCGGACCCAUUCGGCACUGGAGCCGGGAUCGUCGGCGUUAUCGGUCUAGCUAUCCAGAUCACGCAGGUCGUCGUUCAAUUUGGGAUAGAUUGGAAAGAUGCGCCGGAGAAUGUGAAGACAUUUAUGGCGGAGCUGGGGACUUUAAAGACUGUCUUAUCAGAGACAAACACUAACAUUAUCCUUAAUCCCGACUUUGCAGCUGCUUUUCAGAACCGAUCAUCGUUACUACUUUCGCAGCUAGGACCUGAAGCGCCUUUAACAACGGACACAAAUUUAAUGCUAGAAAUUUGUCGAAGGGAGCUGGAUUCGAUGUUGAAAGAGCUAAAGAAGAGAGGGCAAGGUCAUCGACUAGGCUGGGAGAGAUUGAAAGGAGCUUUCCUAGCGAAGGAUACUCGAGAUUCUGUGGAGAACCUCUGUCGGCAGUGUCAAACUCUAAACAACAUGCUCUCGAUUGACGCGGCGGCGCUCGGAGCAACCACGUACAAAGAGGUUAGAGAGGCAAGGAAAGAACAGCAAGAUAUUUCCUUGGCGAUCAGAGGUGGCGUAGACGAGUCCAACCGGCGACAAGAGAAUCAAGAGCAGCAGCAUGAGCGGCAGACCAUUCUUCAGUGGCUUACCCCAGUCGACUAUGCUGCCCAGCAGAGCGAUUUUAUCGGACGACGACAAGAAGGAACUGGCCAAUGGCUUUUAGACUCAGCACAAUUCCGGGCAUGGCUAGAAACCGACAAACAGACGUUGUUUUGUCCAGGAAUUCCCGGGGCUGGAAAGACGAUUCUCACAUCAAUCGUAGUAGACGAGCUCACUACACGAAUUUGCAACGAUCCGACUAUUGGUAUUGCGUACCUGUAUUGCAACUUCCGGCGGAAAGACGAACAAAAGGCGCAAGACUUACUCGCAAGUCUCCUCAAACAGCUAAGCGAACAGCGGUCCUCCCUGCCUGAUAGUGUAAAAUCUCUCUACGGCAAGCACAAAGAGAAGCGGACGCGACCAUCUCUCGAAGAAAUGUCGAGAACUCUCCAGUUUGUGGCUAGUAUAUAUUCGAGGGUUAUUGUUGUUAUCGACGCACUUGAUGAAUGCCAAGUAUCCGAUGGCUGCCGACCAGCAUUUUUAACGGAGAUCUUCAGCCUUCAGCUUAAGACUGGAGCAAACCUCUUUGCAACGUCGAGGUUUAUCCCGGAUAUCACAGAGAAAUUUAAAGGAAGCAUAAUAUCUGAGAUCCGUGCCCACAAUGAGGAUGUGCGACAUUACUUAGACGGCCGGAUCUCGCAGUCUGGACAGAAGUUACUGGAGACUUAUCGUGAAGAGAUUAAAACUGAAAUCACGAAGGCAGUUGAUGGAAUGUUUUUACUCGCGCAACUUCACUUUGAAUCUAUUAGCACCAAAAAGACGCUUAAGAAAAUGAAAGGCGUGUUGAAAAACCUGCCCAUUGGACCCAAAGCCUACGACUAUGCUUACGAACAAGCUAUGCAGAGGAUCUUGGACCACGAUGCAGACUCUGAAGAGCUGGCUAAACAGGUUCUGUCAUGGAUCACGUGCUCCAAGAGACCGCUCUCUACAUCUGAACUUCAACACGCGCUUGCAGUCGAAGUAGGCAAGACAUAUCUCGACGAAGAGAAUCUGCCUCAACUUGAAGAUAUGGUCUCAGUAUGCGCCGGUUUAGUCACAAUCGAUGAGGAGAGUAGUAUUAUUCGACUAGUCCACUACACAACGCAGGAAUACUUCGAGCGAACGCAAAAGCAAUGGUUCUUCGAUGCACAGACUGAUAUCACGACAAUCUGCAUUACGUACCUCUCAUUUAACGAGUUCGAGAGCGGCAUCUGCCAAAACGACGAGGAUUUUGAGCAACGACUUCAAUCUAAUAAGCUAUACGACUACGCUGCACACAACUGGGGUUAUCAUACUCGGGAGGCGUCGAUUUUUUACCCAGGUAUUAUUGAUUUCCUUCAGAAACAAGGCCAUGUCGGGGCAUCAAGUCAAGCACUUAUAGCUGUUAAGCGAUGGCGAGGGGAUAUAGAAUAUAGCCAAGAAAUUCCAAAGCACAUGACUGGCCUGCACUUAGCUGCAUACUUCGGAGUUGACGACGCAGUUAGAGCCUUACUCAAUAACAAUAGUCCUGAUUUGAAAGAUAGUUAUGGCCAGACACCACUAUCGUGGGCUGCUAAGAGCGGGCACGAGGCCAUGGUGAAGCUGCUGCUAGACAAGGGCGCUGAGCUCGAGGCUAAAAGCACUUAUGGCCAGACACCACUAUCGAGGGCUGCUGGGAGCGGCGGGCACGAGGCCGUGGUGAAGCUGCUGCUCGAGAAAAACGCCGAGCUCGAGACGAAGGAUAUAGAGAACGGCCAGACGCCGCUAUCGUGGGCUGCUAGGAACGGCCACGAGGCCGUCGUUAUGCUGCUACUCGCCACGGACGCUAAUGUUAGCAUAGAGAACAAAAGUGGCUGGACUGCCUUACAAUUAGCGGCACUUGGUGGGCAUGAAGGGGUAGUACGGCUCUUAGUAACACAUGGAGCACCUGAUCCCGAAGAUUUUUACGGGCUUGAAAAGCUGUUUUCAUAGAGUAGCCUUCGAAUUAUAUUAUAUAUAUUUUUCUAACUUUGAUAAAGAGGGGCUUGGGGGAGGUGAUGUUUAUAUACUAUACCUGUGCUAUAACUAAUUUCUAAGCAUAACUAGAUUAUUUAGGCUAGAAUAU
Molecule: messenger RNA, 2819 nt
Organism: Mollisia scopiformis
Lineage: Eukaryota; Fungi; Ascomycota; Leotiomycetes; Helotiales; Mollisiaceae
Exons: 3
Coding region: 128-2686 (852 amino acids)
Molecular function (GO): protein binding
Source: RefSeq, a predicted model, not a curated record